Messenger RNA from Pararge aegeria (speckled wood butterfly), 749 nucleotides. RefSeq lists its product as uncharacterized. The transcript has 4 exons. Lineage: Eukaryota; Metazoa; Arthropoda; Insecta; Lepidoptera; Nymphalidae. Bases 1 to 633 code for a protein of 210 amino acids. The record is from RefSeq and is a predicted model, not a curated record.
AUGGCGGAUGCGUUGUUCACAAUCAGACGGAGUUUACAUUAUGAGAGAUGCUCGUCCGCCGCAGCCAUGCGCUCCGCCGCGCGGCGCCGCGGCCGCGCGGCCGUCGCUCUGCUGGCGCUGGCCGCGCUGCUGGCGCCCUGGCUGCCGCGCGGCGCGCGCACGCGGCUCGCGCUCGCGGGCCAAUCGCCCGCCGCGCUCGCGCACUUCCUCGCGGACUUCUCCAACCACGCGCGCCUGCACGCGCACACCACCGGGCCGUGGCAGGUGGAGGAGGAGUCCAACAACAACACGUGCUGGCGCUACGCCGUGGCCUACGAGUGCGGCGCGCUCUGUGUUGGACGUGCGACGGUCGCAGCGUGUGACGCGAACGCGCGGCUCUCGCACGGCGCGUCCGACCGGCACCGCGUGCAGUUCUCCGACCGGCGCUGUUGGGGCCUGCCCGCGCUUUCCUGGCCGCGCUUGUGCGAGAGUCUCGAGACGGAUAGCGUGAUAGGACCGCGGGCGGCAGGCGGUGCGUGGCUUGAGGAGCAGGCGUAUGUGCAGUGCAGCUUGCUCGCGACAGUCGUGGGACACUGCGACGUUCACGCCGCGAGACUGUUGCAUCACCGCGCGCUGCGGGAGGCACUCGGCUGACCGCUACAAUUUGGCCGCAGUACUUGUAACUUGAAAUAGCGAUGGAUUACAAAUUUUUCUGAAUACUCAUUUGAGUAAAAUUUUAAGUAAAGUAAAGGAGUUCAACAGAAUUAUAA